AUGAAGUUCUCCACCACUCUGAUUGCCCUCGUUGCUGCCGGCCUCGCCAGCGCCCAGCUGCCCAAUGUGCCCGCUUGCUCACUGAGCUGCUUCCUCUCUGCUCUGCAGAGCGAUGGUUGCUCUGAGCUGCUCGACUUCGCCUGCCACUGCCAGAAGACCGAGCUCGUUAGCAGCAUCACCCCCUGCGUUGAGAAGGCCUGCGAAUACAAGGACCAAGUCUCUGUCUCCAACGCCGUCGUUGACCAGUGCUCCUCCGCCGGCCACCCCAUCUCGAUCCCUCCCAUCGAGACCAGCGCUUCCUCCAGCGCCAGCGCCUCGAGCUCCGUUCCCGCUGAGACCACUGCCACUCCCACUGAGUCCGCCAGCGAGAGCUCCAGCGCUGUUGAGUCCACCUCCGCUGUUGAGACUGGCAGCACCACCACUGGUACCACCGCCACUGGAUCCAAGCCUGUCGGCUCCUCCUCCGGUGCUGCCACCUCCACCCCGCUGGUGAGCAAGACCGGUUCGGCUAGCCCCUCUGCCUCGUCGCCCGCUUUCAACGGUGCUGCCAAUGUCAAGGGCAACCUGGCUGGUGUUGCUGCUCUCGCCGCUGCUGCCGCUUACGUCCUGUAA
Penicillium egyptiacum is the source of this 612-nucleotide messenger RNA. The record is from the annotation of a GenBank genome assembly. NCBI's taxonomy places the organism in Eukaryota, Fungi, Ascomycota, Eurotiomycetes, Eurotiales, Aspergillaceae.